Messenger RNA from Doryrhamphus excisus (bluestripe pipefish), 1762 nucleotides. It is a transcript of the gene plac8l1, whose product is annotated as PLAC8 like 1. Lineage: Eukaryota; Metazoa; Chordata; Actinopteri; Syngnathiformes; Syngnathidae. The record is from RefSeq and is a predicted model, not a curated record.
CUUGCUUCUCUUCACCGCUGAGGCACUGUGGCAUCACAAGCAAAUGUGUUUUUGCUUAAGCUGCUGUGUUUUUUUUUUUUUUCAUCUGUCUUGCUGCUGAUUUUUGAGCUUAUUAAACCUUAAAACAGGGGUCUCAAACUCAAUUUACCUGGGGGGCCACUGGAGCUAGGGUCUGGGCAAGGCUGGGCCGCAUCAGGUUUGCUAACUCGCAAACUAGAGCGCUAGCGACCUAAACGGUAGCCUUCAAGUUAUUUCCUUUAAACUUAAAUAGCCAAAAACUAACCACUUCCACGCGGAUAGGGAGGAUAACUAUUAACAGUUAUUUAACCUUUAACAUGAACAUUAAUCAAAGGUAAUAAUUUUUUCUGGGUACAUGAUACCAUACAGCAUCCAUAUCAAACUUGCGCAGGCCGCACUAACAUUAAACUUUCAUAUCAAGGCGGGGGGCCUCAAACUAGUGUCCUGCGGGCCACAUGUUUGAGACCACCGCCUUUAUGUCCAUUCCCCACACAAGGUCAGACUACAACGAAACGGACGAUAACCAAAUCAGUUCCCAUAAUAAAUCAUGUAAAUACAAUUAAUCAAUUAAAGAUGUUUACAAUUACAAUUUUACACACAGGAAACAAUUUCAAAUUGUUAGAAACGCACACAAAUGUCAUUUUAUGUUGACGUUUACCUUAAUUGAAGACGUGAAUCUUGACCAAUGCACCCGCAAACAGGAUGUAGCAGCGAGACACAGCCCGGACACCAUUUUCCUGUUUCGCCAUAAGUUAUUUCUUGAAUUCAAUAGUGUUUCGCACCCCAAUAACCCCAAAUGGAAAAUUUGCAAAAAUUGCAAGAGCCAGCCUUUUGAUAAAGGUGAGAAACGCUCUUGAAUUCAAGAAAUAACCCAUGACAAAACAGGAAAAGGGUGUCCGUGCGGUGUCCUACUGCCCAUCUCGUCUUUGGCACAGUAGUCUUCAAUGGAGACCCCUUUUAUCAGGGUCCAGGUUUCAGGAGAAAGAAGAUGGAGGCUUCCCCACAGGAAGUGGCGCUAACUGGAGGUCAAAUGCCGUCUCUUUUCCGAGCGCAGUCGCACUGACGCAGCCCGGCUUGGGUGUAACCACGACGACCGUUACCACCAUCACACAGACGGGGGGCGACUGGAGCACUGGCCUGUUUGACGUCGAUGCAGACCAGACCACAUGUUUUAUCGGUGCCGUGGCGCCAUGCUGUUUGGACCUGAUUCUAGCACAUCUGUAUGGCGAGUGCCUUUGUUUGCCUCUGCUGCCAGGAUCUACCAUCGCCAUGAGGGUGGCACUCAGGGAGAGGUACAAGAUACAAGGCAGCAUAUGUGACGACUGGACCACGGUGUGUUGCUGCUACUCUCUGGCCAUGUGUCAGAUGGUGCGUGAGAUGAAGCGACGGACGAUGACACGGACGUACCAUGUGUCCACCACGCUGGAUUGCUCCUGACUAACAUCGGCCAAAAAGUAACCGAAUGUGGUUCCUUCUUCUUCUUUUACAAAGCACUAUAUAUAUAUAUAUAUAUAUAUAUAUAUAUAUAUAUAUAUAUAUAUAUAUAUAUAUAUAUUUAAUUCCAGUUUGGUCGAACAAAAGAGAAAACAUGAAAUGUGUAUAUAUACCGUAUUUUCUGGACUAUAAGUCGCUCCGGAGUAUAAGUCGCACAAGGCCAAAAAUGCAUAAUUAGGUAGAAAUAAACGUACAUAAGUUGCAUUUUUUGUGGGUAAUUUAUUUUACAAAAAAAAAAAUUAAACCUUGC